AAACAUUCAAACUACAUAACCCUACGUAUUUUUAUUCAGUACAAUAUGUUAAAUGUUAUUCAUAUAAACUAGUUAUUUUAAAAUAUGUUAUAAUUAAAGUUUAUUUUAUACAAUGAUUAAUGAGUAAUUACAUUAACAAUAGAUCUUUUUAAUCAUGAGUGAAGUAUAGUGUCAAUUUACAAAAUCUAUGUAAGUUUUUACGUAAUUACGAAUACUUGAUAAACACAUCUUAUAAACUGUAAAGAGCUUAAGAAUAACCCCACGUUCAACAUUAUGGAAGGAAUUAAUAAAUAUAAAUAUGGAUUUAAAUCAACAAUAGCUCAAUGUUGGGCAAUAUCAGGCGUAUGGUUAUUACAAAUUGAACUCGGCAUACAAGUUAUAACAUCUACUAUAGUUAUAGGUGCCUUGGAAAAUAACGCGCCUAGAGACAAAAAUGAAUUUUUAACCAUAACAAGAGAAGAAGCAUCUUGGUUUGGUAGUUUAUCACAUUUGUUCACCCCACUGGGAAAUGUCUUGUCCUCACUUUUACUGGACCGUCUUGGUCACAAAAAAUGUAUGAUACUGACAAAUAUACCGUACCUAAUAGCACAGAUUAUGUUAUAUUUUGCUAAAAACGUAGAAAUGCUAUACGCCUGCUCAAUUCUAAUGGCGUUGGGCGUUGGGUUUAUGAACGCCCCCAGUUUUGGGUAUGCCGGUGAAGUUUGCGAGCCCAAAUUAAGAAGUACUUUGACUUCGGCCAUGAACAUAUUUUACUAUAUGGGAACUAUGAUAUUAACCAUAAUAUAUAGUAUAACUAUUCAAUGGAGAUUGACGGUUCUAAUAACUACGGUGUUUCCAAUUUUGACCAUUAUUAUAUUAUUAACGAUUCCGGAUUCUCCGAUGUGGUUAUUGGCAAAAGGAAAACAUUCAAAAGCACAUAGACACCUCAGCAAAUUAAGAGGAAAAGUUUCGUAUGACAAAUGUGAAAACGAAUUUCAAGAAAUGGUCAGAUACAAUAUGCCCUCUUACAAUAACGAACCUCAUCACAAAGAAAAUACAAAUACUUGGAAACAACUUUUUGAACCUGCAGUGCUAAGACCUUUUCGUCUGAUGAUGAUAUACUUCUUCUUCAAGAAUUUAUUGUGUGGAUUACCAUUAUUACCAUAUUUAGUAGCAAUAUUUAAUAAAUUUAAUGCGCCUGUUAACGUCGAAUGGACUAUAUCAUUUUCAAUGUUCCUUUCUAUAGUGGGAAGUUUAAUGGCCGUUUUUCUAAUACGUAAAUUAGGCAAACGAUUUCUUACAUUAUUCACGUUAUUGGUUUGCUCUAUUUGCUAUAUACUUAUUGGAGUAAUUGGUGUUUAUUGGAAAAAUACAGAAACAAUAACCUCUUGGAUAAUACUUUUACUGUUUCUUACUACUAUUUUAAUUGCUUCAUCUGGAAUAACGCCAAUCUCAUGGAUACUUAUCGCUGAAAUAUUUCCUGCAAAGUGUAAAAAUAUUUUAUGCAACAUAAGUACAGCAUUAUUCUAUGUGAUCACCUUCUUUAUGACGAAAUAUUAUCCAGAUUAUUCAAAUUUAGUGCAAUUUUAUAAUGUAUUUACUAUAAACGGUAUUCUUGGUUUAUUUGGAUGUGUAUAUUUCUUUUUUUAUUUACCAGAAACCGAAAACAAAUCAUUACAAGAAAUUACGGAAUUUUUUAAAUAAAUUUUAACACUCAAAUACACAAAAUACUUUCCAAGCAAUAAAUGUAUUGAUUUUAUCAUAA
Aphis gossypii (cotton aphid) is the source of this 1744-nucleotide messenger RNA. RefSeq names its product facilitated trehalose transporter Tret1-like. Bases 274 to 1683 code for a protein of 469 amino acids. Gene Ontology annotation, cellular component: membrane. NCBI's taxonomy places the organism in Eukaryota, Metazoa, Arthropoda, Insecta, Hemiptera, Aphididae. The record is from RefSeq and is a predicted model, not a curated record. Gene Ontology annotation, molecular function: transmembrane transporter activity. Gene Ontology annotation, biological process: transmembrane transport. The transcript has 8 exons.